AUGCCUCGGGUUGCUCAAGUUCCUCGCGCCAGAGGCGUCAAAUCGACGUCUGAUUCUAUGUCAGCGUCGCCCUUCAAAUCCCCCGUAAAGAUCCCUUUAAACGACGAUGCGCACGAGAGAGGACAACGAAUGCAUUCACGAAAGGCUCUACACGAAAAACAGAUCAAUGAGAUCAAAGCAGCGGCGACGCCACGCAAAACCAGUCUGAGGCUGGAUGACAUUGAAAAUGCGUCGCCAGGCUCUGCCCUCGGCACCCCUCGAGGGGGCCGGGUAGGCGAGAUCACCGAAGAGGUCAUGGUCGGAGGCGUGUCGGUGACGCCUAUCAAACGAGUCCCAAUUCUGGCCAACUUUGAAGAGUGGAUGAAGAUGGCAACAGACAACAAAAUCAACGCCACCAACUCGUGGAAUUUCGCGCUAAUCGACUACUUUCACGACAUGUCCUUGCUGAAAGAGGGAGAUGGUGUCAAUUUCCAGAAAGCCAGUUGUACCUUGGACGGAUGUGUCAAGAUUUACACAAACAGAGUCGACAGUGUGGCUACUGAAACCGGCAAACUGCUGAGUGGUCUGGCUGAUAGCAGUAACAAGAAGAAGGGGCGCGAUGGGGAGGAUGCGGAGGGCGAUGAGAGCGAAGAUGAGUUGGAUGAGGAUGGAAAUCCCAAGAAAAAACCCAAGAAAAAGACACAAAGAUCAUCAGAGGCCACACUAGCGCCAUCCUUCAGCGCGCUGCAACUGAAAAAGUUUGAGCUUGAGUUCACUGUCGAUCCUCUUUUCAAAAAGGCUUCAGCGGAUUUCGAUGAAGGUGGUGCCAAGGGUUUGCUGCUCAACCAUCUCAUGAUUGACGCCCAGGGUCGGAUUGUUUUCGAUAGCAGCGACGACUCGGGUGAUGUUGCGCCAGUUGACAAGAACGAAGAUGAUGAGAUGGAAGGCGGAGACACAGAUGCUGACGAAGCCGAUAUUACGGCUCAGCUCGAAGAGAGACCAGUAGAAGAGGUUCCAGAAGAAGAUGAAGAGCCGACAGUGGAGAUUGAUCUCGCGUCCCUUGGUCAGAGAUUUCUGCCGCCCUUGAACCAACUUGACGAGCUCGACGUGUGCCCGUCUCUCAAGAACUUUGAUCUCGGAGACCCUUCAGGUUCGAUGGAUAUCCCCUUCCUAAGAGCUCCGGAGGACUGGAGAGAGCAAGACAAGAAUCAUGCAGUAGGGGAUCAUUCUGGCAUGCUUAUCGACGAUGAUGCUCCUAUCGGAUUUGACGAUGACGACCUCGGCCUUGGCAGCUUUGACAUUGGUGGCGAUGUUGCUUUCGGUGAGGGUGGUGAGGCCUGGGCUCGUGAUGCAGCUCUUGCGCCCCAAAUGCGGAUAUACGACGGAGGAAUGGGCGAGGAUGGUGCUGAUGGCGAUGGCUUCGACGAUAAUGGCGAAUACAUUGUUUCCAUGGUUAAACCUCAAAAUGCUGAUAAGAUGCAUGAGGAUAUCCUUGGCUUCUUUGAUCAAGCCCUGCAGAAGAACUGGAGCAGCGCCGAGCAUUGGCGAAUCCGCAAAAUCAAGGAUGCCAACAAGCCAACCAGCGAGACGAAGAAGCGCAAGGAGAAGGAACCAUUUGAAAUUGACUUUGCAUCCCCGCUUGAAUCAACCGUCGCAGAUAUAAUCCACACGCAGGCCUCCAGCAAUUCAGCCAUCAGCAUGCCAAAGAAGGACUGGAAGUCCAAGUCCAGGAAUCUCCUUCCAGAUGAUAAGCAUUUCAGCUCCAAGUCACUUCUGAGCCUCUUCCUCAAGCCAAAGGCUCGACUAUCAAAACGCAGAAUCAUGGGUGGUGGUUUUGGCCCUCACAUGGGCUAUGGUCAAGACCAACAGGACGACAAUCAACAGAUCGAGAUGGACGAGGCUUUCUGGGCGAAGCAAAAAGGCCCUGAGGACACCGUGCUUCCCGAAGGCGACUACGAUGCCAAUUUCUUCCAAGACGACGGCUUGCCUUUCCCUGGCGGUGAUGACGCUGAUGAUGAUGAUCUCGAGUUUGCCGAUGCUCGCGAACACUUGUCGCCUGACGGGGAUCCAGGCAUGACGGAAGCUGGGGGCAUGACUGCCUUGCUGGGAGGAGAGACAUUCACGAAUGCGGCUUUUGGCCAUACCCUCGUGACGUCAACGAGAAGAAUACGGCCAGAAUACGUCAAUUAUGCUCGAAAAGCCACAAAGGUUGAUGUGCGGCGCUUAAUGACAGAAAUAUGGAAAGGCAUGGCCUUUGACCAUCUCAAUGUAAGUUUUAGUCCUGUUUCAGCAGCCCGGUCACGUCACGUCCUCUUUUACCUCUUUUACCUCUUUUACCUCUUUUACCUCUUUUACCUCUUUUACCUCUUUUACCUCUUUUACCCCUCAGUUGCUAACAACCCUACGCAGGACUCGCCCAAGGAGAGACUAUCCAUGGCAGCUGUCCCCGAAUCAGAGGAGAAACCAGUGCCUUCAGAAAACGACCCAACGCUCAACUUUACCGAAGUCAUGAAUGGCUUAAAAUCAGUGUACCCCAAGACAGCCAUGAAGGAUAUCUCAACUUCAUACUGCUUUAUAUCCCUACUACACUUGGCAAAUGAAAAGGGUUUGGUGAUUGAUAAAUCAGAAAACUUGGAAGAACUGAAGAUCCGCAAGGAUUGGACGGCCAAGGUAACUGAGGGAGGGGAGUAG
Messenger RNA from Pochonia chlamydosporia 170, 2670 nucleotides. RefSeq names its product condensin complex component cnd2. Bases 1 to 2670 code for a protein of 889 amino acids. The transcript is spliced from 3 exons. Gene Ontology annotation, cellular component: condensin complex. NCBI's taxonomy places the organism in Eukaryota, Fungi, Ascomycota, Sordariomycetes, Hypocreales, Clavicipitaceae. Gene Ontology annotation, molecular function: chromatin binding. The record is from RefSeq and is a predicted model, not a curated record. Gene Ontology annotation, biological process: mitotic chromosome condensation.